AUGUUUUCAUUUCAUAGGCCAAAAGUCUACAGAUCAUCGACUGGUUGCUGUAUUUGCAAAGCAAAAUCUAGCAGUUCCAGGUUCACCGAUAGCAAAAAGUACGAGGAAGAUUUUUUGGAAUGUUUCAAAUUGUCGACGCGUCGACAAGGAGAAAUAUGCAAUGCUUGCGUUUUAUUGGUGAAGCGGUGGAAGAAACUGCCACUCGGCUCAGAUAGAAAUUGGCAACAUGUGGUCGACGCUCGAGCCGGUCCCGGCAUCAAAUCAAUGACCAAAUUCAAGGCGAAGAACCGCAAAUUGCUCGAGGAAAAAUUCAAAUCGUCCUCCACGUCGAAAGAGGGAGAGCGAGAGCGCGAGGAGGGACGCGACGGCAGCCCCUCGCCCUCGGACAAGAGCGACGGCAACGCCGAGGGCAACGACGACAUGAUCGACCUCGACCUGAUGAUGGCCGCCGCGGAGGAGGAGCGGCGGCAUCGGGAAGGGGAGGGGCGGUCGAGUCGGGCGGGCAGUCCGGCAGGGGCGGCCAGCGAUCCGGACGACGGGUCUGCUGGGGCGGGCGAGUCGAAGAGCCGGAGAUACAAGGCGUUGGCGAGGCAUCGGGACGACAUCGCGCGGGUGAGCGAUUUCGUCGAUCUGCACUAUUGGAAGAGGGAAACCGUCUGUUGCGGAACGGUCUUCAAAGGCCUCUACGACGAAAUCAUGAUCGAUCCGCGCUUCAUCAAGCCGUGCGGCGGGAGCCGCGCGGCUAUCUGCAAGUCGCAGCCGGAGAAGAUCGACGACAUCGCCGCCUCGAAGGUGUACAGCGACAGCAGUUCCGAUUCCGGGUACGACGAAUCGUCGAAUCAGGGCCCCGGCUCGAUCGAGGGCGCCUUCAAAAAGGACGUCGAAGGUAAUUGA
Molecule: messenger RNA, 894 nt
Organism: Phaedon cochleariae (mustard beetle)
Lineage: Eukaryota; Metazoa; Arthropoda; Insecta; Coleoptera; Chrysomelidae
Source: the annotation of a GenBank genome assembly